This is a messenger RNA of Schizosaccharomyces osmophilus, 1992 nucleotides long. RefSeq names its product mitochondrial outer membrane fission complex, WD repeat subunit Mdv1 (gene mdv1). The transcript has a single exon. The record is from RefSeq and is a predicted model, not a curated record. NCBI's taxonomy places the organism in Eukaryota, Fungi, Ascomycota, Schizosaccharomycetes, Schizosaccharomycetales, Schizosaccharomycetaceae. Bases 1 to 1992 code for a protein of 663 amino acids. Gene Ontology annotation, molecular function: protein binding.
AUGGAAAUAUCAAAAAAUCGAUACUUAAACUCAAAGCCGUCGGAUAAACGCUCUCAACAGCGGUCAAAAUCCUCUCAAUUAACGGCUCCGCCAACAAUUUUGCAAAAGGGUGUUUCCUAUUGGUCUAAGGUACUCGCUGUUACGACCUGGAGCCUUUUUGAAAGCAACCCUUCCAAUCCGUUUGUCAAUCCUGUGAGCCGUUUUUUAAGAAGUUUAUCCCAUCCUUUUGUAAGACCAAAGUUAACUCCAGCCAAUUUUGGCAACUGGAUUACGUCGCAAAUCCAUCAUGAGCCUUCCGUGCCAGCUCCAUUACCGGAAAGUCUUUUGCGUGAAAUUCCCGACAGCAAUGAUACCCCAUAUAGUUUGCUAGAUGGAUAUGAAGUAUCAGAAACGAAAUCGGAUAACCUAUCAUUGAAAGCAAAAAACAGUGGAUCAUCUGCUGGUGCUUUAAAACAGGAAUCGCAAAAUUCAAAUAUCAGCCAAGCGUCGAGUAAUGACGCUUCUCCUGCUUCCCAACAUCGAUUCCUCGUCAAUUAUUGCAGAAAGCUUCAUGUCCGUAGAAAUGUGCACACAAGUGAACUAGUGCAAAUUGAUGCCGAGCUAUCUAAACUGCAUUUACGACGUCGACAAGUCCUCAACAAGCUGAAUCAUACGGAAGAUAAAUGUUUAGAAUAUGACUCCCAAUUGACUUCCUUAGAAAAGCAGGUCUUAGAAGUCGACUCCAAGGAAUUGAUCGAUGACUAUGUUGAAGGGAAUGUUUCCCAAGACUCUACAACAGCCACAGGUGCAUUCCAGUAUAGUUCGAACGAUUCCCAGAAAUUAACUGCUGUAAAUAAAGGAACGCCUUCUGGUGCUGCUCCUACUUCGGCUUCUAAUGAUUUAGCGUCAGAUUAUCUAAAUUUUUCUGCUGCCUCGGCUAGUGAAGAAAAUCAAAAAGAUGAACAGCCGACAACCUUAAGUCUUAUAUCAGGAACUCCAGUAAAACAAUUUCAAGCUCAUUCUUCGCCUAUAACUAGCCUAGAUUUUUCUCAUCCCUUUGGUAAUCUCGUUACCGCAUCUUUAGACAAAACCGUCAAGGUCUGGGACAUGGCCGGUGUCGUCUGUUUGGGACAACUGGAGGGACAUGAGGAUUAUGUUUCUUGUUUGGCAAUGCAGGACUCCUUUAUCGCUACUGGAUCAAUGGACUCUAGUGUACGUCUGUGGAACUUGGAGAAUGGAACAUUGCAAAAUACAAAAGAACACUCCCCUUCUAAUGAACUUAAUGGUAAUGAUGAGAAAGCCAAAAGUCAUACGAAAGAUAAUGCUACCACUAUUUUGUCUUCCCACACUGGUCCUGUUACCGCUCUCACUUUGUCUUCUGAUGAUGUUUUACUUACUGGUGCUAAUGAUAAAACGGUUCGCCAGUGGGAUAUUAUAACAGGUAGAUGCAUACAAACGCUGGACUUUGUCUGGGCUGAUACUCAAGAUCCCUCUCCAAAAUUAACCACAGUGAAUGAUCCUACUUAUUCUAUCACAAAUGAACCAUUUAUACGUGCUUUGGAUUGUUUAGAUGCUGCCGUUGCUAGUGGUACUGUAGACGGUCUUAUUCGCAUAUGGGAUUUAAGAGUUGGAUUACCUGUGAGAAGUUUUUUUGGACAUACUGCUCCAGUUAGUACGCUUCAAUUUGACUCCAACUACCUUUACUCUGGAAGCUUUGAUAACUCUGUACGUAUUUGGGAUUUACGUAGUGGAUCACCUCUGGAUAUAAUACCAAUGGAAAAGCGUGUGUCAUCUUUGAGAGUAUGCGAAGGUCGACUUGCUGUCGCCGCUGAAGAUCCAAGUAUCCGUGUUUUCGAUGUCAAUUCGCAUCGCACAUGGAUUUGUAGUGACUACCCUCAAAACAUUUUGAAUAACAGUGUUCUCGGUGAGGUCACUCCUACAUAUCUUCAAUACAGAGAUCGAUUUUUGGUUGAUGGUAAAACCGACGGAUCCGUUAGUAUAUUCUCGGCUUAA